AUGCGGCGGUUCUGUUUGAUGUUAACUUUCUCUUGGGUGCUCUGUGCGUCUGAGUCCUUUGCCUCGUCUUGUAAAUUAUGGAAAAAGUUUUAUCUUAAUGAGCUACACGAGCCUGGAGAUGUGGUUCUGGGUGGGCUGUUUGAGGUCCACUACACAUCAGUUUAUCCCCAAGCGACAUUCACCUCUGAGCCCCAGCAGCCAACAUGCACUGGGUUUGACACUCUUGGAUUCAGGGAUGCAAUGACAAUGGCCUUUGCUAUCAGUGAGAUCAACCAAAACCCUGAUUUGCUGCCUAACGUGACACUGGGAUACAGUCUUUAUGAUAACUGUGGUGCACUUGUCAUUGGAUUUAGUGGUGCGUUAUCACUGGCCAGCAGUCAGGAUGAGCAGUUUCUGCUUCAGGAGAACUGUGCAGUCACCCCUCCGGUCCUGGGGAUUGUUGGUGACUCUUAUUCCACAUUUUCCAUUGCAAUAGCUAAUGUACUAGGUUUAUUCAAAAUGCCAAUUGUGAGUUAUUUUGCUACAUGCUCCUGCCUGAGUAAUCGCCAACAGUUUCCAUCUUUCUUCAGAACAAUACCAAGUGAUGCAUUUCAGGUAAAAGCUGUAAUUCAGAUUCUGAAACACUUCGGCUGGACGUGGGUGGGUCUGCUGGUCACAGAUGAUGAUUAUGGAUUCAACGUUGCCCAGACUUUCCAGUCUGACCUGGCUCAUUCAGGUGGAGGUUGUCUGGCCUAUCUUGAGGUUUUGCCUUGGGACAGUAACCCGGUUGAACUUAAGAGGAUUGUCAAUGUGAUCAAGACAUCGGCAGCACGUGUGGUCAUUGUGUUUGCACACGAGAUUCACACAGUCAGGCUGACAGAAGAGGUUUUACUCCAAAAUGUAACAGACCGACAGUGGAUAGCAAGCGAGGCCUGGGCAACGGCAGCUGUGCUUCAGACAUCUCGCUUCAUGCCUUACCUUGGAGGCACAUUGGGUAUUGCCAUCCGUAGAGGAGAAAUUCCACGACUUAAGGACUUCCUCUUACAAAUACACCCUGACAAAAACAACAACUACAAAAACAAUCUGAUAAAACAGUUUUGGGAGCACACGUUUAACUGUCGAUUUAAUCAGGGAGACUUGGUGGAAGAAAAUGAAGCUCUCUGCACAGGAAAGGAAGACAUUAAUAUGGCAGAGCCUGAAUUUUUGGAUCUUACUAACCUAAGACCUGAGUAUAAUGUUUAUAAGGCUGUGUAUGCUCUGGCCUAUGCUCUUGAUGGUAUGCUGAAGUGUGAAGUGGAAAGGGAGCGCCUAAAUGGGCAAAGCUGUAUCUCAUUGCAACGUCUGGAGCCGUGGCAGCUCUUACACUAUUUGCAAGAGGUUAAUUUCACUACUCUGUUUGGAGAUCAAGUGACAUUUGAUGAAAACGGUGAUGCUCUGCCAAUAUAUGAUGUGAUGAACUGGCAGCAGCUUUCAAAUGGAGGAAUUUCAGUUCGGUAUGUUGGUGAAGUAAAAAGGUCUCCAUUUAGAGGUGAAGAACUCAGGCUUGAUGAAAACAAACUCUUCUGGAACUUUGAAUCCAAACAGCCACCACGUUCAGUGUGCAGUGAUAGCUGUCCUCCAGGUUAUCGACUGGCCAGAAAAAAGAAUCAACCUGAAUGCUGUUUUGACUGUAUCCCGUGUUCCGAAGGAAAGAUGAGCAAUAACACUGAAGACUCCUGGUCCAGCCCGCAACGUGACCACUGUAUUCCUAAGAAAACGGAGUUCCUGUCCUAUCAGGAACCUCUAGGUAUCUGCUUGACAACCACCUCGUUGCUGGGCGCAUUAAUCUGUUCCGUUGUUCUGGGAAUAUUCAUCUAUCAUCGCAGAACUCCUCUUGUAAGAUCCAACAAUUCAGAACUGAGUUUUCUGCUCCUAAUGUCACUCAAAUUGUGCUUCCUCUGUUCACUGCUGUUCAUUGGACAGCCCCAUCUGUGGACCUGCCAAAUGAGACAUGUAGCAUUUGGGAUCAGCUUUGUUCUUUGUGUUUCAUGCAUCCUGGUGAAAACCAUGGUGGUUCUGGCUGUGUUCAAGGCCUCCAAGCCAGGAGGAGGGGUCCAUCUCAAGUGGUUUGGUCCUGCACAGCAGAGAGGAACGGUUUUUGUUCUUACUUGCAUUCAGGCAGCAGUCUGUGUUGUGUGGAUUAUCUCUGCAUCACCAACACCACAUAGAAACACCCAAUACCACAAUGAUAAGAUAAUUUAUGAGUGUGAAGUUGGUUCAAAAUUGGGAUUUUCAGUUUUAAUUGGCUACAUUGGCAUACUGGCUAGUCUCAGCUUCGCCUUAGCAUUUUUAGCAAGAAAUCUUCCAGACAACUUCAACGAGGCAAAGUGUAUCACCUUCAGCAUGUUGAUCUUCUGCGCUGUGUGGGUGGCCUUUGUUCCUGCUUAUAUCAACUCUCCAGGAAGAUACGCAGAUGCAGUGGAGGUGUUUGCCAUCCUGGCUUCCAGUUUUGGCCUCUUGGUGGCUCUGUUUGGACCCAAAUGUUACAUAAUCCUGAUGAGACCAGAGAGAAACACUAAGAAAACCAUAAUGGGUCGUGGGACUACAAAGGAUUUAAGCUAG
Molecule: messenger RNA, 2580 nt
Organism: Nothobranchius furzeri (turquoise killifish)
Lineage: Eukaryota; Metazoa; Chordata; Actinopteri; Cyprinodontiformes; Nothobranchiidae
Source: RefSeq, a predicted model, not a curated record